ACGCCCUCAUUUUUUUUGUAGUUGUUUAAUAUUUGUUUACUUUCUUGUUGAUAAUAAAAAUUAAAAUAAAUGUAGUUAUAUUUAAACCGGUUAUUAAUUGUUUCUCCUCUUGUUUUCUUCCUAUCAAAAUUCAAUCCUUUUCUCUUCCAUUCACUUUUCUAUGUAUUUCACAGUGACGAUGUUUAAUUCAAAACAUUAUCAACAGACGCAUCUUUGCCAUUACCAUCAACAUCAUCAGAAUCAUCACCAUACCUUGAACCUCUAUCUUAAUCAUCGCCAUAUGAACCAAUUUGUUUAGACUUGGCCAAUUUCUUUCUCACCUUUCCUUUCUAUCAUUUUGCUUUUCUCCUGUUUUUUUAUUGUUGGUAUAGUUUUCUUUAAUAUCUUUACCUAUUUUACCCAUUGUUUUUAUUCAUUUUUGUCCCCCUUCCUUUAUUCAUCUAUUUAGCCCAAUUAUUUGUUAACAAUUGUUUUUUUCUUACUUUUUCAACCAUAUCAGAUUUUUAUUGUUUAUUAUUUAUGCUGUACAUUUCAACAUUGGUAAUAUCCUUAGGCCUUCAAUUACAAUUAUGAUACUUUCGGCUGGAGAAUUGGGUUCCGAUUGAAAAAAAGUAAACUUGUUACUGCAACACCCAUCAUUUGAAGUAUACAAGGACAGAAGAGAAACUCAACUAUCACAGUGUGACUAUUGCAUCCAGGAAGCAUCAACAAUUUCUAUUGGAAACCAAAGAUAAACUUGUUUUCUUUCAAAUCAUCCUGUAGCCUACUAAUUAGCAAUGCAACGUCUUCGCCGUGCCUCAUUGAGAAAUUCACUUAUGAAUAACUCUAAUAGUGAACCUAGGCAUACUUUCAAAUCAUAUGUGAAUCACUUCAAAGAGGAGGAAGAUGAUGAGCCCGUUGAAGAAAGUAUAGUUAAAAUUAAACCUCCAAAAAAUCCUCCAAAAUUACCAGAAGCUCCGCAACCUACUUUUAGGGGAUAUCUCGACGAGCAAAGUUUCGCAUCAUCUUUUGACGAAAGAGAUCACCCUGACAGUCAAGGUGCUGCUGGUAAUGCUAGUGGAAGUGGAUCUGGAGGACUAGGAUCUAAAAAUUUCAUUUCAUCAUCAGCUGCCACUUUAAGUAGACUAACUCUAUCUCCAUCUACGAAAUCGUCCUUUACUUUACCUUCCGAUGAAGACGGCAUCGACUUGAAUUCAUUGGGACCUACAAGAUCUCCAUCAUUCAAUGUUUGGACCGAUUUCAGGGCUAAUGAAGCAAUUAUAGCUAAACCUGUCGACUCUGUGAAAAGAUAUAAUCUUCAAAUUAAACGUUCCAAGGGAACCAUUGGACAGCUUCUCCUUAGUAAUCGUCGUUUGAAAUUUAUUGAUUAUCAUCAUGAGAUUCAGCUAGACUUAGAAAGAAGGAAAUCGUUUAAUGAAACCUCAUUUGCCUCACUUCCACCAACCAAUGUUAAUUUUCCAGCAAUAACAUCUAAAACAACAGACUUAAAUGAUUCAUCUUCCAACAACAUUAGUCUGAAUCCUGGUUUUUAUUCAAAUACCAUGAUCAGCACCAGUAGUACUGGUCCAUCAAGUAAAGGUACCUUGUCUUCCUUACGUUUACCGCCCUUUGAUAUUCAUCCAGUAUCUGAAGAGAACCGUGAAAUACAUGAACAGGAUAUUGACCUGAUGAAUAUUUACCAAGUUCGGAUUGAACAAGAGGGCCAGGACACCCAUUUAACAGUAUUUUGUAAUGAUUUUCGAAGUAUUGAGUUCCAAAUGAAGAAUAACGAUCUAGUCAAAAAUUUGGUUGACAAAUUGGAACAAUUGAUUACUGUCUUGAGGGCUUCAACCGUAGUGUCAGCAAGUCCUUUCAAUGUACGGAAUUUGCCGGAAAGUGCCUUAUUGUGGACACUAUUAGCCAAUCAAUACUCAUAUCAAUUCCCUCAGGAUUGGAAUCGCCACGAGGGAUAUUGGAUGUCACUUAAUGAAUCCCUUCGAAUUGCCCACUGCAAUGAGAAUCACAAUAUGUGCCCUUCCUUGCCGGUUUCUUUCAUCAGUUUGAGUCACUAUCUUUCAGAUAUUACAUUGAUCCAUAGUUUAUCACCUCAUCUUAAUGGAAAUCGUGUUCCUGUUAUAACCUAUUGUCACAAAUCUCGGAUCAAGGAAUCCCGACAAAAUUUACUCCUUCGCUGUUCAUCAUUUAAAAUGGAUGUUACAAAUAUACUUUACAGUGCUUUUAGACCUUUAAAUAUUGUUGAAGUUAGCAAUUUGCUUCCUCCGUUGACCAAAUUAGAAUCAGCAUAUUAUAAUCUAAGGAAAUCUUGUUGCUACUAUGCAGAUAAAUUUCCACAUUUUUUAUCACAGACUGGAAAAUGGGUUAAAAUUGUUGCGCGAGUCCUUACCGUUGUCAAAGAAAUGUCACAAAUUCUCGCAGAAGAAUCAUCUUUAUUAAUUAUUGAAGAAAAUGAUGACCAUUACAAUCCUAUCCUCUCAGCGCUACUUCAAAUAGUAUUAGAUGAGAAGCGUCGAUCAAUUUCUGGUUUUGAAAGUUUAAUCAGUAAAGAGUUCCUGUUUCUCAAUGGAAUGGUUCACAAUUCAAUUGUUCGAUCUCCUGAUAUUGUUUUAUUUACAUUGUUUCUUGAUGCUGUGUGGCAAUUAAUAUGUCAAAAUCCAUAUCAUUUUGAGUUUUCAUCACUUUAUUUAAUUCGUUUAUAUGAUCUGCAAACAAUUCCAGUACGGAAAGAUGAACCACUUACACUCGAAGUUGAUAAUUUUCAACCAACUGGUAAACCAGUUUCAAAUGCGUGGUCAACCUCAAUCAUCUCUUCAAUUGCCGUGGCACCCAGCAAGCCAGUAACACAAAAUUCAGUUCAUCAAACUGGACACAAUACACCGUCUACUAAAUCUGCUUAUCAUUCACGCAAUCCAUCAAAUGUUAGCGUCUUAUCAGUUCAAUCCCAGACCAUUCCUGAGAAAAUUGAAUUAUUGAGCAUCAAUCAAUUAAUGUUCAUUUACAACCCAUUAUACUUUGCCUCUAAUCCAGAUAAGAAAAUUGAUACUUUUUUAAGCAACAUGAGAAUUGAUAGUGAUCUAUUUUUGCUUAAAUUAUGGAGACCUUUAUACCUUAGAUGGCAUCCAUUGGAUAAUCAUCGACAAUACUAUAACUAUUUCCCUGUACCAGAAUUUGUUUAUUUUGAUUUUUUGUUGAACAAAUUUGACUGUAAACCCGAUUUUAAAGAUGAAAGCAUUGAAGAGGAAGUGAAACAAAGUUAUUUAUAGUUUUUUGUGCAUAAGAGAAUAAAUUUCUUCCAUCUUUAAUAACAUUCAA
Molecule: messenger RNA, 3309 nt
Organism: Tetranychus urticae (two-spotted spider mite)
Lineage: Eukaryota; Metazoa; Arthropoda; Arachnida; Trombidiformes; Tetranychidae
Biological process (GO): phosphatidylinositol dephosphorylation
Cellular component (GO): cytoplasm; membrane
Source: RefSeq, a predicted model, not a curated record